CAAGGGAAUUUCAUCUUGGCCGUCCAUCCUGAUCAUCACCUCAUCUCAGUCGUCUAGCCCUUCCCACCUGUCAGCCCUGAGCUUGAGCGACUUGUGCAGCUUCGACUGUCCGCCAGGCGCUGCUGCUGCUUCGACUGUCCGCCAGGCGCUGCUGCUGCUUCUUCUGCAGCGAAUGGCGAAGAAGAAGAGCAAGCGUGCUGCAGCGCCAACAGAUGCUGCCAAGGGCUCAGCUGCUGAGGCUGCUAAUAAGUCGGCUGCGCUUGCAUCAACGCCUGUGGAAGGGAGGGAGGCGGACAAUGAAGGGGCGGAAGAAGAAGGGGUUCAGCAGGCGACGGAGAGCAGGCGAGUGCAGAAGAGGGCUGCCAAGCAGACGAGGCUCAUGGACAAUUUGAGGCGAACUCAGACUCUCAUUGCUGCUGCGAGGGGAGACUCAAAGACCAAGAAGGCAUCUAAGAAGAAGAAGAAGGGAGCAGUGUCCAAUUUGCCAACGAGCCUCACACUGGACACACUCGCAUCAUCGCUGGGGGACGCCCUGCCGGACGCACUGGCUCUGGGCAAGGAGGGGGAGAAGCGGCUGUCAGCGAAGCAGCGCGGGAAGAUUGUAGUCGAAGAGACCAAGCAAAUGGCGGCCGUGCUGUCACACCCCGCCUUCAAAGCCAACCCCUUCACAGCCAUUCAGCAGCACCUCUCAAACACUCUUCCCUCGGCAGUCGCCCCGCCCCCUCUCCCUACCAAGUUCGCAACGAGGCAAGCCCAACAAGCCUUGGAGAAGAAGAAGAAAAAGAAGAAGGCGAAGAAGAAAGCAAGCGGAGUGCAGGGGGAAGAUGCCAUGGAGAUGUGA
Messenger RNA from Closterium sp. NIES-65, 841 nucleotides. The record is from the annotation of a GenBank genome assembly. NCBI's taxonomy places the organism in Eukaryota, Viridiplantae, Streptophyta, Zygnematophyceae, Desmidiales, Closteriaceae.